This is a messenger RNA of Dinoponera quadriceps, 7188 nucleotides long. RefSeq lists its product as uncharacterized. Gene Ontology annotation, cellular component: nucleus. The transcript is spliced from 17 exons. NCBI's taxonomy places the organism in Eukaryota, Metazoa, Arthropoda, Insecta, Hymenoptera, Formicidae. The record is from RefSeq and is a predicted model, not a curated record. The coding region runs from base 391 to 6777 and encodes 2128 amino acids. Gene Ontology annotation, biological process: regulation of telomere maintenance.
UUUAUGGCGGCCGAUACCGUCCGUGCUUAUACAAGGUGUCACGAAAAUUCGUUAUUUUUUUUUAUGUUUCGCACUUCUGUCGCAAUAUUCUGUUACUGCCUCAAUGAUUCCCGACAUUGUCUCGGUGGAGAAAAAUGCACUUAGACUGUAAGUGGCGAAUUGAUGGAUCGGGAUUCGUAAUUAAAAGAAAAAGGAAGAUUGCGCACGUUACCAAGUUCUCCAUUUAAUGUAGAACGUAAUUUGCAUUUUUCGGAGAUGUUAAGUUAAGGAUGUUCGGUAAAUUGCGGUACAACCGACACCGAGACAGGACAAGGCACGAGGAAACAGCGUCCGAACGGACUGCAGCCUUUAAGAGGCUAGCGCUUGUUAGCCCGCCGGAGGAUUUGCGAAAUGCAAAAUUGGAACCAAUGGCAGUUGCCAGCCGGUGCUGUCACGACUCCAAUACCCCAACCGCCAGUUGGCUACGCUGCAGCAGCGACAGCAGCAGUACCACCCGCGGACCCCACGGCCCUGGAGCAAAGCUAUAUGCAAUAUUACAAUCAACCAGCGCCUAGUGGAUAUACACCGGAGCAAUGGGCAGCUGCACAACAACAAAGUUGGGCUCAGUGGCAGCAGUGGCAACAACAAUAUCAGCAAUGGCAAGCACAAUACGGCGAUAAGUAUCAAGAGACGAUGAAACAUCAUAUGUCAGCGGUGCAGAACGUAAAUUUGGUUGCGAGCCAAGUGCAACCACCACCGCCCCUCCCCAAAGAGGACAUAGCACGACCUCCAUUACCACCCACUACCGCGAGUAUCGUACAUCAACAGUUUACCAACAUGCCACCCCCACACCAAAACAAUCUGCCCUUAUUUCCCGCGAAAGAAUCCGCUACAACGAGUGUAUUGCCGCCAGCGAGCGCGACUAACUACCCUCCUCCGAAUCACCAACAGCCGCCACCCCUACCCGAUAUGAGCCAGCAACAACAGCAGCUGCCACCUUUGCCGUCUGAAAUCGAGAACAAACGAGGAGAGCUGCCAGGAGGAACAGUCGGACAGGCCGAGAAACGCGAUAGUAAUGUUAGCGCGAUCGGUGCUGGUAGUGAGUCCAAUAGUGGCAGUAGUGCGAAAAAAUUGAAGCUUGACGAGGACGAAGAGCUAACUGAUGCCGAGAAAACGUUCGACGCGCAGUUCAAACAGUGGGAAGAGCAAUUUAACAAGUGGAAGCAGCAGAACGCAAAUCAUCCCGACAAAACUCAGUAUAAACAAUAUGAAGCCAAGUGGACGUCGUGGCGUGAAAAGCUGCUCGAGCGGCGCGAGCAGAUGCGCAAGAAGCGCGAGCAGCAAAAGCAGGCCGCCGCGGCGAAGGCUGCGGCAGCAGCGGUUGCGGAAGCAGAUAAGAGUAAGAGCACCGUGUCCGGCGACGAGAAGAUACUCAACAUACUGUCGAACACGGAGAAUCAACGUUUGAUCAACAAUCUGCUCGGUAUCGGCAAGAGCCUCGGCUUGACGGGCAAGCAGCAGACCGUCCCCGCUUCUACCCCACCAUCUCUGCCCCCGCCACCCCCACCGCCCCCGGAGACCGCGAAUUCUGGAAAUCAACCCGGCAACGCGGUUCAGGGUGUGCAAUCUUUGCCGCAGCCGAACAUAGGCUCGAACGCUGCACCGCCGCCGCCGCCACCGUCGUCGUCGUCCUCGUCAUCGUCAUCUUGGCAGCCUAAUCAGCAGCAAUGGGAGAACAGUCAGCAGCUGUACAAUCCUCUGAUGGAAUCCGCGGCCUUUGGGAUGCCUUUUUCGAUGCAUCACCAUCUCGCGCCGCCGUUCGCCCACCCAAUGACAUCGCCCAACUUCACGCAGCCGCCACCGAGUCUGCCGGGCAGCAACAACGGUCCGCCGCCCAACUUCUCGCUACCACCGCCGAAUUAUCCGCCCAACAACAACAAUAACAAUAACCAGGAGCGCCCGGUGGCGCUGCAGGGCGCGCAGGACCAACCACCGAACGUGGACGCGAUGCGAUUCCCCCCGCGCCAUCCUAACGACCGCGGCGGUAACUUCGACGGUGGACAACAGCCGAACUUUCUGCGGAGACCGGGCGAGCCUUCGGACCACCGUUUCCCCGCGGGACGCGCAGAAGGUAUCGCCAAUCCGGCCGGGAACGAGCAGGAGCAGUUCUUGAGACCUGGCGACGCUGCUUUUAGUAGGUCGAACGAGCCCUUCACUGAUCGAAUCGAGCAGCAGCGGUUCCGCAGGGGAGACCGAAGUUUCCCCGGCGACUUCGGGAAUAAUUCGCCUAACGGACCGAUACCUAACUUCCAUCCCGGCAACGACAAUCCCGGACGUUUCGUACCGCCGAUAAAUGAGCGUUUCGCCGGAGGAAACAAUCGAUUUGGUGGACCGGUGGGGAACGAGAGAUUUCCACCGCCGAGUGACCGGCCAUUUGCGCAGGAUCAUGACCGAUUCGGCGGACUCGACCGGUUUAGCGGGGGUGAACGAUUCGUGGGACCAGAAGCCGAUAGAUUCGCCAGGGGGAAAGAGCACAGAUUCGAUCGGCCGGACAACGAGCGAUUCGGGCCGAACGAUCGUUUCCCCGAGCGAUUCCCCGAUCUCAAGGAUCGCUUUCCCCCAACUAACGAUCGAUUCGGGACCGGUGUGAACGAACACUUCGGUUCAAACGAUCGCUUCGGCAGAAGCAACAACCCCGCGGACUGUUUCGACCCGAAUGACGCGAACGAUCAUCGGCGAGAUUCCUUCGGCAACAACUCCCGGGUCUUUGGUAGAAACCCAGGCUUCAGUCCGCCGAAGGAAUUGCCACCGGAGCUGCGGAAACUCAUGGAGAAGCGAAAGGCUGCCGGCGAUGUGUUCAGACCCAGUUUCCUCUCGGACUCCGAGAAGACCAGUAGCGUCGGUUCUCUCAGCGAAAGCUUCAAGAAGAUCGCCGGCGAUUCGCCGUUCCGCAGCAGUUUCGACUUCCCGAAAACUCGGCCUGGACCAACGUCGGUGGGCGGCAGCUUUCCCUCCACUGUCGGCGGCAGAUCAACACCGUCUCCGUUUCAGCCCCAUUCGUUCGCUCCCGAUUCCACGGCGCCGCCGUACGGCCAUCAUCCGCGAGGCGGCGGCGGUCUUCCCUUCAAUAGCAAUAACAAUGAACCUCCAGCUUCGCUUAUUCCUGCCUUCAGGCAAGCACCUUUCUCGGAUAAUUUCGCCAAACACGGUGGUCCCGCGAAUUACAACGAACGGGGAAUGGAGAAGGACGUGGAGAACAACCUGCCGACUCCGAAUCAACAACAAGCCCAACCGGCCGAUAUCCAACCUCAGUCUUCUGCCGAGUAUCAUCCUGGAAAUACCGGUGUCAACGUCGAUCCCUCGAAUAAUCUGGAGACCGAUAAUGGUCCGAACACGAAGAACGUAGAAGUGACGCAACCGACGAACGAGACCGAUAACGCAACCGUCGAACCAAAAGAUGAUCCGGUUAUCGAAGAUGCCUCGUCGAGGAAAAGUGACGAUAACAGAGAAGGGGUCCCAGAGUCGGUCAAUGACAGUAGUUUUCAGCAGCAACAACAGCAUGCUGAUAAAGAACAGGACAACAGUUGCGAAGAAAAGGAGAAUGCGGAAAGCAACACCGGUAACGAAAACGAGAGCGUUCCACCUAAGAAGCCUGAGAGCUUACCCUUCAUGGACGAGAAUGAUCCACGACCGGAGGAUCUGAACAUCGAGCCACCGCCGGAGCUGCCCAACCUGGGCCCCGUCCUGACUAGCCCGGAAUCCGAGCCCCAGAACAUCGCCAGGCCGUUCAACGAGGCUUCAGACGGGAAAGGACCACCAGCAGGUGGUGUCCAAUUGCAGGACAUACGAUCUCGUGGAAUAGAAUUCCCCAAGAUGGGCACAACCUUCAGGUUCCCAGGACCACCGCCGUUAUUCCCCAGAGGGCCUCACGCCUUUCCGCCACCGAGGUACGGCGGUAACCCGCAACUGGGUCCUAACGACGAACAGUUUGGAUCCAACGCGCCUGGCGACGCUGGACGAUUCAGUCCCGGUAGGUCCGAAGAUGAACAGUACACAGAGCGAGAUCGUGCCGAUGAAUCACCUGGCGAGAAUCCCCAACACCCCAACAGUGGACAAUUCGGCCCUAUGAACGAGCCAUUUGGUGGUCCACGGGGCCCAAUCGGAAAGUUCGGUCAAAUCGGGCCGGGGAGAGUAGCCUUCGACUCACCAUUCGCUCCCCGAAAUCCCGGUCCGUUUGGGCCCAGGGGCAAUAUGCCAUUCGGAGCGCGGGGAGGGUCCGGUGAUACGCUUCGACAUCCCAGCGACGGGCCGCAAUUUAGUUUCUUAGGGCCUAACAACAAUAACAACAGAUUCGGCAGGCCGAACGAGCCAUCGUUUGACAGCAGGCGGCCGCCUUUCGGCUUCCCAGACGUACGACCCAAUGAGGGGCCAGGUUUUGGGCUCCGAGGACCUAACAGUAGCAUGCUAGGUGGUCCUCGCGGCCCUCCUCCAGACACUUUCACUCAAGGACGUAGUCCGAAGGCUUUCAACGAGAACCGCUUUGACUCGCGAGAUUUCAAAGAAUCCGGCCCCUUCGGAGCGGACCUCAAGGACAGACCUCUCGCGGCUAGGGGCCCGAUGGGUGAUCCGAGUUACACGCGUGAUUAUGCGCACAGAAGCGGCCCCUUCGCCAAGAAAGAACCGUUCUUGGACGACAAGCGGCAGUUCGGCGGGAGUCCAGCGGCCAGGUCUGACGAGUCGUUCGAUAGAAACGCGACGGACGCGGAGCCGCAAAAGGAUAUCGUCGAGUAUACCAGACGCAUGCCGCAAGACCCUUACAAGAAGGACUCGGACGACAACAGGGCGAGGGGCAAGUUCAACGAUGACCAAGCUCAGUGCACAACGAGCACCGAGAGAAACCAGGCGAACGCGGCUCAGUUCGACGAGAGAACGGAUCCGGAUCGGCAGUCCAAGUUGCAAAGCAGUCCGAGUUCCAACUUGUUUACGAAACGGCCUCAGUCGAUGUUGUCCGCAGGAAGCGGUGGCGGCAGCCCCGGUGAGUUCUGCGCGCCGCGGCAGUUCAACUACAAUCACGGCGAGACCAGCGAGAAGGUCGUCGAGUACACACCGUCGAAAGUGAUCGACUACGGGCACGUGUCCCGGCCGGCCGUCAUCGAUCAACACCUGUCAUCGCCGGUUCAAUGCUUCGAUUACUCUCACGGCGACUCGAAGCCGGUGGAGUAUCCUUGGGACCAGCCGAAGAGGGACUUGAAGAACUGGGUGGAGAACGAGCAGAGCAUCAAGGAUUACGCGGAGCAGAUGAGGAUUUGCCACGAGAACGCGAGGAAGGAGUACACCGGGGAGAAAGCGAGAAGCGGCGGCGGCUACGACAACUACGAGAAAAGCAGUUAUGCGACACGCAAGCCGGAUUACGCGAAGCAGCGGAUGGUAAAGGAGCAUCACAUGGAUUGGCAGCAGCAGCAGCAAACGAGCGACAGGAGAUCCUGUGGAGAAAGAAGGGAGAGCGAGGAUCGCAAGGAGAGAUCGUACAACUCUCUCGAAGAUCCGCGAUUGUUCUUCGAGCGCGACUCGAGCGCGAUCGACGGUCAGGGCGACCGAAACGUUCGUAGAGAGCGGCCUCAAGAGACAUGCGAGACUCCCCGAAGAGAAACGAAUAAAGACAGUGAUAAAGACGACAGCAGAUCGAAAGGAAGUGUUAAUUGGCAGGAGAACUCGAACAAGAACACCGUAGACGCAAAGCUCACGGACGUCAGUCUUCUGGACACAAAGAAAAAUGUGGAAUCGACGACUGUCCCGAAGACGCUGGAAUUGGCGAAAAUUCCAAACUGUACGAUGGUUGACGACCUGCUGUGUCCGCCAGGUCGCCAGAGCCGACCACCAAAGAUAGCAAUUAUUCUUAGAGGGCCACCUGGCAGUGGCAAAUCUUUCGUUGCUAAACUUAUCAAGGAUAAGGAAGUUGAACAAGGAGGUUCCGCGCCUAGGAUAUUGAGCCUGGAUGAUUAUUUCCUUGUCGAGAAAGAAAUAGAGACGAAGGACGAUAAUGGAAAGAAGGUGACGGUUAAGGAAAUGGUAUAUGAAUACGAAGAGGCAAUGGAACAAAGUUACAUAACGUCACUCGUUAAAGCGUUCAAGAAAAACAUCACCGAUGGAUUCUUCAAUUUUAUCAUAUUGGAUUGUAUCAAUGAGAAGAUUUCAGAUUACGAGGAGAUGUGGAGUUUCGCUAAGACGAAAGGUUUCAAAGUGUAUGUGUGUGAGAUGGAGAUGGACCUGCAGAUAUGCUUGAAGAGAAAUAUUCACAACCGCACGGAGGACGAAAUCAAUCGGAUCAUAGAUUAUUUCGAGCCGACACCCAGCUAUCACCUGAAACUAGAUGUCAAUUCAAUGUUACAGGAACAAGCCAUAGAAGAGGUCGAUAUGGAAGACAGUCAGCAAGAGAUAGAGGAGAAAUCUGCCACACAAAAUGAAGACAGUCAAGACAGCCAGGAGGAUACUCAGGAUGCAAUUGGUGUUAGCAAAUGGGAACAAAUGGAAGCUGAAAAUAAAUUAGAUCGGUUGGAUGGAUUAGCGAGAAAGAAGGAGACGAGACCACAAACCAUGGAAGAUUUUCUUCAAGUACCCGAUUACUAUAAUAUGGAAGAUACUUCUGGUAAAAAGCGGGUACGAUGGGCCGAUUUAGAGGAGCGUAAGGAGCAGGAGAAAAUGCGCGCCGUCGGCUUUGUGGUUGGUCAUACCAAUUGGGAUCGCAUGAUGGACCCCACGCAAGGCGAAAGUGCCUUGACGCGGACAAAGUACAUAUAAUUCAAGUUACCCACUUCUAUCAAUAGUAUUGGUAUAUAACUGUUAUUCAUUAUAUCGUUACAUAAACUACCAUCGAAAAAUAUUUGUUGCGUUAGCGUUAGCUAAAUUGUUCAUCUAGCGUCAAACCUUGUCUAAUUCGUAUUUUUAAGAAAAAGAAUACAUAGAAAAUUAGGAUGAAGAAUGAAACUUUAGGAUGUAAACAUUACAUUCUAUAUAAUGCAUAUAAAACAUGAAUUAACAUCGUACGUUAAUAUUAUAUGUUGAUGUUGUUUGUCGCCCAUAUACUUAGGUGGCGAGUGAGCUUCCGCAGAGACGGAAACACUAUUUGUGGAUUGACGGUUUUAUUCCCCUGAUGAAGAAUAAUUUUACUAAUUAUUUAGAACAAUAUAUAUAUAUAUAUAUUUUUUUUUU